Messenger RNA from Salvia hispanica, 1922 nucleotides. RefSeq names its product DNA primase. Gene Ontology annotation, biological process: mitochondrial DNA replication; replication fork processing; response to UV. Lineage: Eukaryota; Viridiplantae; Streptophyta; Magnoliopsida; Lamiales; Lamiaceae. Gene Ontology annotation, cellular component: mitochondrial matrix; nucleus. The record is from RefSeq and is a predicted model, not a curated record. Gene Ontology annotation, molecular function: DNA-directed DNA polymerase activity; chromatin binding.
UCCAAAAUCUCUCUCCCUCCCGCCUAGCGGCUUCAGUCUUCAAUCUAUGAGGUUGUUCGCCGGGAAAACGGAAACUACCAUGGAUGAUGUCGAUCGUUUGUUCCAAUGCUUCAAAUGUGGAGUCUCUCCUCCCCAAUCUGCUAUCAGAGAAAAACGAAAAGGAAAGCGAAAGUUAAAGCAACCUAAAUCACAAGAACCCCCAAUUUCUGCAAAUAAGAGUGUGAAUUUGAAAACUGCCAAACAGUUCUCUCCGGUUGUGUUCUACGGUUCUCCGCAUGGGGUUCCUCCGAAAAGGCCUGCUCGUUUGCUGAAGCUGUUGCGUGAAAUUCGCAUUGAUCUCGCCGAACAAAAUAAGCUAAGGGAGGAUGUUUGGACUACUUUUCCAAGGCAAGAUGAUGCGAUGAAAUUCGCUAAACAGCACGGAAAUGUACGUUUGUUUAGCUACCAAGAUCAUAUGAAUGGUCAGAGGAGGUUUCUUGUUUCUUCAUACAAGGAGUUCUGGCGGAGGUAUAAAGAAAUGAGUUCAAAAUUUCGUCACCAUUAUGAAGUAAUUGAAGAGGCACUACCAUGCCACCUCUAUUUUGAUUUGGAGUACAAUACAAAGGAAAAUGCUGAUAGAAAUGGAGAUGAAAUGGUGGAUCUCUUGUUAAUUAUCACCUUCGAUGCAUUACUUGAGAAGUAUUCCAUCCAAGGAAGCGAAGAUUUUGUUAUAGAGCUUGAUUCAUCAACUCAAGAUAAGUUCUCUCGUCAUUUAAUCAUCCACUUACCCAAGACUGCAUUUAAAGACAAUUCACAUGUUGGUUCUUUUGUUGCUGAGAUAUGUUCACGCAUUCAUAGUUACAGAGGAAGAGAUCAAAAUUAUAACAAACUAUUAAUUUCCAAGGGUGGCAAUUCCAUUGAUAGUGAUUUCCAUCUUUUUGUGGAUACAGCUGUUUAUUCUAGGAACCGUUGCUUCCGACUACCCUUUUCGUCAAAAGCAGGGAAGAACUCGGUUCUUCUGCCCAGUGGUCGUUUUAGAUGUAAGGACAUGAGUGAAGAAGAAAUAUUUAUGGCUUCCUUGAUUUGCAACUUGGAUGUUGAUUCUGCCAAACUUCUGAUCUGCAAAAUGGAUUUAGAUUGUGUGAAAGCCUUGCAUUUUGAGACUGAGCAGAUUCCCAAUGAUAUCCAGAGACAUUCUGAACGCCUCGGAAAAUUUGAUAUCAAUGCCUGGACAGCAGAUCCUUCAACAACUUGCUUGAUGGAAAAAUCACCAUUCCCAGCUCUGGAUGCUUUUAUUAUAGCCAUUGCUUCUAAUGGAAAUGUACCAGGAAAAAUUCGAAGCUGGUGCUGGUUUUCAGAAUAUGCAUUGAUCGUUUACAGUAUGUCCAGAAACCGAUAUUGUGAACGAAUUGGCAGAGAACAUAAAAGCAAUCAUGUUAUAUAUGUCGUUGACCUGAGAAGAGCUCUUUAUUAUCAAAAGUGCCAUGAUCCAGAUUGCAGAGGUUAUCGAUCUCCACUGCGUGAAGUCCCCGAGGAUGCUAUUCCUGAUCCAGUUUCAUUCUGCAAUCUUCCAAGAGGAAAUGACACUAGUUUUGCUGGUGAUGAGAAAUUAAUAGACAGCUGCAGGAAAGAAGAAUGGUGGAUUGAAGCUGUAAGAGUUGCAGAGGAGGUGGAAAAAAUACAGACAGCGUUGGAUCUUACUCAGAUGCAGGAUGAAGCAAGUGAAGAAGAUGAAAACUGGUGGAUGGCUGCUGUCAAUACAGCAUCAGAGACUGAAUUGAGAUACCUUCAAGGAACCUAGUAGCUCGGGCCAUAUUAAUCCCCAUUUGUCAUCGACCAAGUUAUAUUCCAACUACGUAUAAUAUAUGAAGUUUAGUAAAAAAAAUUCAGUUCCAUAACAUUUGAAAUCAAAAUGUUAAAUUACAAAGUUCUAAUUUUUCUCA